GCCGCGUGCAAUGAACGUCGCCGUGCUGUGGCUGGUACGUCAUUGACCCCGCCGUGGCUGAUGACGGCCAUCAUAGACUCGAACUUUCCGUCGAACUAUCGACGCCCGUCCACUUCUCCCAUGUUGAAGUCAUCCCACUUCGCCGAUAUGGGCCAAUGGCUUGUCUGCCAGCAAUCCGAUUCUCAACUUGUCUACUAUCCGAUACCAUGGAAGCACAUUGGUCCCGUGAGUGCAGCUGAACAUUGAGCUGCAUGAAGAUACGCGCGAUCUUCACAGAUCUAUACUUAGUGCUGGCCGAUCUCGAGACGAGGUGAAAGUCGAGAUCCUAGUGGGGUUUGAAUCGGACCUAUGGCAGUCCCUCAUAGUGCCAUCCACCGCUGCACUCGGGGACCUCGGUGACGCAGGUGAGGGGUUAUGCAGUGUGCUCUGUUUGCGCCGUCUCCACAGAAUGGCAUAAUUCGUAUUCAACGCAAGCUAAGGGACUCUGUAUUGUGAAGAGAGAGUGGGACACAAUGAGGGGUAGGAACGGCUGAGCUUCAUCCUGACCUUAUAAAUACGGGACGAUUCCCUCGCCUGUGGGUUGUGCUUUCCAGUUUCUCAUCCACUUCACAAUCUAAGAUACCCCUUCUUCUGACAACUCCUUCCUCGAAGCUGUGUACAGAUUACCUGAACACAUCCAACACCUCCAAGAUGUCCUACGAUAACGAUCGGUCUUCUCGCGGAUACGGCGAUGACUCCUAUGGAGGAGACUCCUACGGAGGAAGCCGCGGCAACAACAGCGGCUUCGGCGGAUCCGGAAACGAUUCUAGCUACGGAGGUAACAACAAUUCUUCCUUCGGUGGCAAUGACUCCUAUGGAAACAGCGACUCUUACGGAGGAAACAACAACUCAUCCUACGGCAACAGUGGGAACGACGACUCUUACGGAAGUGGUCGUUCCAACAAGAACGACUCCUACGGAGGUAACAACGACAGUUCCUACGGUGGGAACAACAACUCUUCCUACGGUAGCAACGAUAACGACGACUCCUACGGAAGCGGCCGUUCCAAGAAGAAUGACUCCUACGGAAGCAGUGACUCUUACGGAGACAACAACAACUCUUCCUACGGCAGCAGUGGAAACGACUCCUAUGGAAGCAAGAACAACAAUGACUCCUACGGAGGCAACAACGACAGCUCCUACGGUGGGAACAACAACUCUUCCUACGGUAGCAACGAUAACGACGACUCCUACGGAAGCGGUCGUUCCAAGAAGAAUGACUCCUACGGAAGCAGUGACUCUUACGGAGACAACAACAACUCUUCCUACGGCAGCAGUGGAAACGACUCCUAUGGAAGCAAGAACAACAACGACUCCUACGGCAGCAGCGGGAACGAUGACUCCUACGGAGGUAGCUCAGGCAAUGACUCUUAUGGAAGCAAGAAUGACUCCUACGGGGGUAGCGGGAGCAGCGGCUAUGGUGGAAACAACAACGACUCCUAUGGCAGCAGCGGAAAUGACUCCAGCUAUGGCAACUCUGGAUCCAACCAGAGCAGCGGACUGGGAGGUAUUCUAAACAAGGCCCAAGACUUCCUGCAUUCGAAGAACAGGGAUAACAACGACUACUAAACCAAGAAAAACGAUCCGUAAUGAAGUAAAGACAGAUCGGCUGGAGGUUAGAAAUGAAACAUGGCCUGUGAUUUAAUUUGGUACAUAAAGCUCAAUGGAUGAUUCCGACUCAAAUAUGCUUAUUCUCGAGUAA
This is a messenger RNA of Monascus purpureus, 1741 nucleotides long. The record is from the annotation of a GenBank genome assembly. Lineage: Eukaryota; Fungi; Ascomycota; Eurotiomycetes; Eurotiales; Aspergillaceae.